AUGCCCGCCCGCGUCACUCCGCGGGCGGAGGACGCACGUCGGGGCGCGGCUCCCUGGCUUGCGCGCUGCUCGGGCUCUGUCACUCGCGCCCUGCCGAAGACCCUGCGCGCCCCAGCGCCUGCCUGGCGGCGGCAGCAACAACCAUGCACGGAACCACCCGCGCUCCGGCCGCCAGCGUCAGUGCCGAUUGCUGCAUCCCAGCCGGCUUGCGCCUCGGGCCGGUGCCCGGCACCUUUAAACUGGGCAAGUACCUGUCAGACCGCAGGGAGCCUGGGCCCAAGAAAAAGGUGCGCAUGGUGAGAGGGGAGCUGGUGGACGAGUCGGGGGGCUCCCCUCUGGAGUGGAUAGGGUUAAUCCGGGCAGCCAGGAACCCCCAGGAACAGACUCUGGAAGCCGUGGCAGACUUACCCGGAGGACAGAUCUUCUACCGAGCAUUGCGAGAUGUCCAGCCCGGGGAAGAACUGACUGUGUGGUAUUCCAACUCCUUGGCUCAGUGGUUCGACAUCCCCACUACCGCGACCCCAACGCACGACGAGAAAGGGGAGGAGCGCUACAUUUGCUGGUACUGCUGGAGGACUUUUAGAUACCCCAACAGCCUCAAGGCACACCUGCGUUUCCACUGCGUGCUCAGCGGCGGAGGGGGCCGCGCCUUCCUGCAUCACGAGCACGCGGCUCGCCCAGGAGCUGCCCCGGGGGCCGAUGGCCUUGGCCUCUCGCUCAAACCCUCGGUGCCCGACUUCGCCGCGCCCGCACCCGCGCCCGCAGGCUCUUUGAGGCCCCACCCGCAGGCCCCGCCGCCCUCUCAGGGCUGCGGGACGCGGGAGAGCAUCAAGCGUGAGGCCUCCUCUGCGCCCUCGGCCACCUCCCCACCCCCGGGCAAGUGGGGACUGCCCAAGAAGGGCAAGGAGCAGCCGGACCGUGCCCUGGACAUGAGCGGGGCCGCCCGAGGACACGGCCACUUUCUGGGCAUCGUGGGCGGCUCCCCAGCGGGGGGCGGGGGGCUGGCCUUCUACCCCGGCGCGCGCUCGGCUUUCAAGCCCGCGGGCUUAGCCAGGGCGGCCACAGCCGCGCACGGCGACCUCUACAGAGAGGAGGGCGGCGGCAAGCAGGGAGCCGGCCUAGCCUUGGGCAGGUUGCUGGGUGGGGGCCGGACAGGCGGGCGCCCCGGGAGCGGGGAGAACCCGGCGGCGGGCGGCGCGGGCCACCACCAUCACCACCACGCGCAUCACCACCACCACCACCCCAAGUGCCUUCUCUCCGGGGACCCGCCGCCGCCGCCGCCCCCACCGCCGCCGCCCCCUGGCCUGCCCUGCUCCGGGGCCCUGCGCGGAUUCCCUUUGCUCCCGGGCCCUCCAGAAGAGGCGUCGGCCUUCAAGCACGUGGAGCGCGCCCCGCCCGCCACCGCCGCAGCACUAGCCGGAGCGCGGUACGCGCAGCUACCCCCAACGCCAGGGCUGCCCCUAGAGCGGUGCUCUCUGCCGCCGCUCGAAGCCGGGGGGCUCAAGGCCUAUCCUGGUGGCGAGUUCGGCCAUCUGCCCGCGGUCAUGCCGGCUUUUACUGUCUACAACGGGGAGCUGCUCUAUAGCUCGCCGGCUGCCGCCGCUUAUUACCCGCUCAAACUGCACUUUGGCGGGCUGCUCAAAUACCCGGAGUCCAUCUCCUACUUCAGUGGGCCCGCGGCUGCGGCGGCCGCGGCUGCGGCUGCAGCGGCCGCCCUAAGCCCUGCAGAGUUAGGCUCCCUGGCCAGCAUCGACCGUGAGAUCGCCAUGCACACGCAGCAGCUGUCGGAGAUGGCGGCUGGGAAGGGCCGCGGCCGCCUGGACUCGGGGACGCUGCCACCGGCCGUCGCGGCGGCAGGUGGCGCUGGGGGCGGCGGCGGAGGCUGCAGCGCCGGCAAACCCAAGACGGGCCACCUGUGCCUCUACUGCGGCAAGCUGUAUUCGCGCAAAUACGGGCUCAAGAUCCACAUGCGGACACACACGGGCUACAAGCCACUCAAGUGCAAAGUGUGCCUGCGGCCCUUUGGAGACCCCAGCAAUCUCAACAAGCACAUCCGGCUGCACGCCGAGGGCAACACGCCCUACCGCUGCGAGUACUGCGGCAAGGUGCUAGUGCGCCGGCGGGACCUGGAGCGCCACGUGAAGUCGCGCCAUCCAGGCCAGAGCCUGCUUGCCAAGGCGGGAGACGGCCCGGGCGCCGAGCCCGGCUACCCCCCGGAGCCUGGGGAUCCCAAGAGCGAAGACAGUGACGUAGACGUCUGUUUCACGGACGACCAGAGCGACCCCGAGGCCGGGGGCGGCUGCGAGCGAGACUCCUAA
Messenger RNA from Lepus europaeus (European hare), 2318 nucleotides. RefSeq names its product PR/SET domain 13 (gene PRDM13). Gene Ontology annotation, cellular component: nucleus. NCBI's taxonomy places the organism in Eukaryota, Metazoa, Chordata, Mammalia, Lagomorpha, Leporidae. The record is from RefSeq and is a predicted model, not a curated record. The transcript has 4 exons. The coding region runs from base 144 to 2318 and encodes 724 amino acids. Gene Ontology annotation, molecular function: protein binding.